AUGGCUUCCAAAUUUAUAAAUAUUUGGGCUAAAGUUGAGGAUGCAGAGGCAGCUAAAGUUAAACUAGAAAUAAAUGCUGAUAUCGAUGAUUUAAUUAACGAAUUAAUUGAGAGUAAUCAAAGUAAAUAUAGAGCCUAUUGUGGAACACAACAUUUACAACGUGAUACAAAACUAAAACAACUGCAAGAAACAUCAUGUCGACAGCCAUUAAUAAUUAAAUUUGCUGAUGAGUUCUCACCCACACUAUCGACGUCUAAUGCAUCAGAAGUGCCCAGAAACAGGUUUCAAAGUAGUCAUCCUGUUAUUUAA
Messenger RNA from Didymodactylos carnosus, 309 nucleotides. Lineage: Eukaryota; Metazoa; Rotifera; Eurotatoria; Philodinida; Philodinidae. The record is from the annotation of a GenBank genome assembly.